CCUCAAGCUCCAUUUCGGCAAGCACGUGCAUUUGCCGGUUGCAAUCGGGUUUUCGUGAAAUUACUGCACAAACUCAGUAAAACAUGGGCAAGAUAAAGGUAGAGAAGGUGGAAGAAGGCGAGGCGAUGGACGUUUCGGUGAAGGAGGAAGACAAUUACGAAGAUAAGCUACGAAACGCGAACGCGAUCUCCCAACCGAUGGCGUCGAAGAAGCUGACCAAAAAAAUUCACAAACUCAUCGAGAAAGCUUCGAAGCAGAAAAAGUUCCUCCGUAACGGGCUGAAAGACGUUCAGGUUCACCUUCGCAAGGGAGAGACGGGACUAGUUAUCUUUGCCGCGGAUGUAACGCCGAUCGAAAUCAUGUGCCACUUGCCGGCCGUGUGCGAGGAAAAGAGCAUUCCCUACUGCUACACACCGAGCCGGAAAGACCUCGGCAAGGCGAUGGGAGUGAAGCGUGGCACGGUGGCGAUGAUGAUCCGCGAACACCCCGACUAUCAAGAGCUGUACGAUAAGCUAAAGACGGAGAUGUCGACGCUUCCGGUGCCGUCGUAAACGGUGGAGAGAAAUUUUUUAAUCAUUUCAUUUCCGGACCAGGUGCUCCAGAGGGGGGCAUUUUAUUUUUUUGCCCAAGAAUGUUACAUUUUCGUUUGUAUUGGAAAAUACUUAAGCCUCUAUCGCACGGGAGUAUGCUGGAAACAUUAUUAGAAUUACCAUCCCAGAAUGGCGCUGAAUGGGAGAGAACCAGGUGAGGCCUUAGUUCCGCAUUAGUAUGAGAAAAUGAAAUUAUGAUAGACGACACGACGGAAGAGAAGAACGGGUACCCGCUAUCCGUGUUUUAGUUUUCGUUAUUCCGGCGGUUUGCAAACCAAAUACCCGCUUCAGUUAAGCGAUCGUCAGCCUAUUGGCCUUGUUGGUCGUACUACUCAACACGCCAUCCGCAAUCAUUCGAGCUUGUACUGAUGCUAUUCAUGCUUUUGCUCCACCGUUUCUGUGCACAUGAACUUCCAAAUUUGGACGGUUUUCGUUUGACCCAUGCGAUCUAUGCGCACUUUUCUCAUUCGCAACAUCAGCCUCGGUUGUGUACGAUGCUGCUACUCCAGGGACCACCGCGAGAAGGUGUCUAGUCGGUACGUGCGGGACCGCUUCGGUCAUUGGAGAACUGAUGAGUAGAUAGUGGUUUUUACGUGAGACAGCCAAGGGGGUUUCUUUUAUUUUAUUAAGUAACAGUAGUAUCGAAGAAGAUGCGGCGGGAUCUGGAUUACAUUCAAAUUGUUCCAUCGAAAUAUCAAUAAACACUUUAUCUUAGCAAAA
Molecule: messenger RNA, 1310 nt
Organism: Anopheles bellator
Lineage: Eukaryota; Metazoa; Arthropoda; Insecta; Diptera; Culicidae
Gene: NHP2
Product: H/ACA ribonucleoprotein complex subunit 2-like protein
Exons: 3
Coding region: 84-551 (155 amino acids)
Biological process (GO): snRNA pseudouridine synthesis; rRNA pseudouridine synthesis
Cellular component (GO): box H/ACA snoRNP complex; nucleolus
Molecular function (GO): box H/ACA snoRNA binding
Source: RefSeq, a predicted model, not a curated record